AUAAGAUUAUCCUACUUAAUGGUGGGUCACACUCACAAAGAUAUGGAUCAGGUAAGAGUGGGAUCAUCUAUAGGAAGUUUGAGAUCUUUUAUAAAUCCCCUCGUUUUCAUUAUUUUACUAUAAUACAUCAAAUAAAAUAAAAUAAAGUACAUUUUUAUUGGGGAUAUAUGAAUAUUAAUAAAUAUGUUGAAAAUUUCAGAUGUUCAGUAGAAUAUCUCCCGCAUUAUCACAAAGAUCUGCCAUAACCAUACGUGCACUCCACACAGUCAUACACAACGCCUUUACCCCAGAACCAAUAACUGCAGACUUGAACAACUUGUUGGACAUCAAAUUGUGAUUAUCGCCACAUAUAAAGGGUUUAAAAAACCAUUCCCGGCCUCAUGCAUUUUUUGGUUUGUGAAAGGCAAAGACGAGAAUGUGGAGAUGACGUAUAGAAACUGGUCGACAUCAGGCAAGAAGGUAUGGAUAGCAAAAAAAGCUCCAUUAAAGGUGUUGAAGAAGGAACCGAAAGGAACACCACCAGUGCUGCAGCCAGAAUAUACAAAAUGUCCAACAGUGGAAGACCUAACAUGUGGCUUAGAACAGACAAAAGCUCGAUUUAGGCCAGAUGAGGUAGACUGGUGGAAAAAGUAUAUUGAACAGGAGGAAGUAGAGCGAGAGCGAUGGGUAACCUUGUCAAAGGAAAGAAAGAGAUAUGUUAGUGAUUGCCCAGUUAUAAGCUACAAAUACGUGGAAGUCAAGGAGGUUCAGGAAGAUGAUGAAGAGUCGAAGAAACGUAUUGCAGAGUUAGAGAAACUGCUUGAGAAAACUAACAACUUUCCAGAAGUAAGUGUUUUGGAUGAUAUAACAAAGUUUGAAUGUCUUCGUUAA
Molecule: messenger RNA, 870 nt
Organism: Paramuricea clavata
Lineage: Eukaryota; Metazoa; Cnidaria; Anthozoa; Malacalcyonacea; Plexauridae
Source: the annotation of a GenBank genome assembly